Pelobates cultripes (western spadefoot toad) is the source of this 2347-nucleotide messenger RNA. The record is from the annotation of a GenBank genome assembly. Lineage: Eukaryota; Metazoa; Chordata; Amphibia; Anura; Pelobatidae.
AUGAUCUCCACACUAUCCUUACCGACUGGUCUGAUAACACUAGUCACUUGCGACGUGAAGAGUUUGUACACGAUCAUACCCCAUACAGGGGGGGUUCAGGCUAUGAAACGAAUUCUUGCAUCCUCAGACAAGUAUAUGGGACCUCCAAUUGAAUACGUCAUGGAAAUUUUGGAACUGGUGUUGACACAAAAUUAUUUUCGGUUUGAACUUGAGUGGUACAGACAGUCAGCAGGUACAUCUAUGGGUACGGCUAUGGCCCCGAUGUAUGCAAAUGGAUACAUGUUUGAAUUUGAAACCCAACACAUAUUGGAACCUUUUAAAGAUAUCAUUUUGUCAUACAGUCGUUACAUCGACGAUAUCUUUAUGAUCAUCAAGGGAGAUAAUAGUAUUGCAGAAUCCAUGGUCCAAUAUAUUAAUUCAUGCACACCGAAUGUACAGUUAACCACGACAAUGGAUCCUCUUACAGUGGAUUUCCUAGAUGUACGGAUCAUACGAGAAGGCAACAAGUUGGCAUACACGCUUUUUACAAAAUCAACUGACCGUAAUACUUUACUUCAAGCGAAUAGUUUCCAUCCUAAUGCUCUCAAACAAUCUUUACCAUAUUCUCAAUUCCUUAGGGUCAUGAGAAAUAACUCAGACCCGGGUAAGGCCGAGGAACAAUUGGGUCUUAUGUGGGAAAAGUUCCAACAACGUGGCUACAGUGAUUUUGUGCUACGCAAAGCGCUUGACAAGUGCUAUUCAGCACAAGCCACUUUAGAAGCUCCACCGAUAAAGAAAUUGGUCUUUCCGACAACAUACACCACAGCAUCUCCACAAUUUAAGCAAAUGAUUGAGAAAAAUUGGAGGAUUUUGAGGAAUGAUAUGUCUUUACCAGAAAUAUUUUGUCAACCACCCAUGAUGUGCUAUAGGAGAAACAAAAAUCUGAAGGAUCUGUUAGUGAAGACGGACCCUAUACAUUGUUAUGAGGAUAAACAGUGCUUUGUCAACUUGGGCUGCUAUAAGUGCCUGGGCUGUGUCACUUGUGGGCACAUGCUAUCUGGUAAAUCGUUUUCCCAUCCUCAUACAGGGAAGAAGUACAUCAUUAGACAUCGUUUAACUUGCAUCACUGACUUUGUAAUAUACAAGCUAACCUGCCCUUGUGGACUCGCGUAUAUUGGCAAGACGGAUCUACCCUUGCGCGAACGCAUUCGCAACCAUAGAUACAGCGUAAGGGUGGCAUACAGAGAUCAGAAAUCGGACUUACCUGUGGCCAAACAUUUUUUGGAGAAAGGGCAUACGCUUCCGACUUUAAAACUUAUGGCAAUUGAUCAUAUACCACCCCUUUGGAGGGGAGGCGACCGUAAGAAGUUGUUGUUACAACGAGAACUGUUUUGGAUUAGAACAUUGAGAACAGUAUAUCCAGAAGGUCUUAAUGAAAAAUAUACUCUGUCUGCAUUUUUAUAAAUAUUGAGCAUUUGUUUUUCAGCGAUGGCAAUGAGAUGAACUAUGUGAUGCCCACCCUGGGGGAUAGGCAUACAUGUCUAUAUUUCUCUUGCCACUGUGCGCAUUCAUCUUCUUUUGCUAUUAUUUUGGGGUGAGUAUUGGGUGCCCACCCAGAGGGAUAGGCUACCCUUUCAUUGACCCAUAGCAACUAGGGUAGAUAGAAUUUUUAUGAGACAGCUUUGAAUUCUUUUGAUUAUCUGCAGUUUAUUAGAGGGAUGUCCUCACUGGAUGUCUUGUAAUCAAUAAGGUUGUAUUUAUGGAGUUUAUUUGUGGUAUGCUCUAAUAUUUCUAUCACCACUCCCCUAUUUUUAUGAGGGUUUGAUUUCAUUAUGACCAUAGUGGGAAUGGUUAUUUAGUUCUAGAUCUUGCCUUAUGAAUAACUUAAUGUGUUAGUCUUGGGAUACACAUGUGAUACUUUAUGAUUAGGCAAGCCAUGUAUUUAUGUCUAAUGUCCUUGGAUUCAACACUUCUCUCUUGUGAUUUUGAUAGAUUUUCAAUUUUUUUAGCCUGAUUUCAUAAAUUUCAAAGUGAUUGGUAGCUAUGGUCAAUUCAGCCGAUUGCUGGUUCAGCUGUUAAGUUCAAUAUGUAUACUCAGCAUGGUUUAAAUAACAUAAUUGUUAGCUUUGUAUACUGUAUAACUAUUUGAAGUGUUAAAUCCCCAUGAAUGUAGCGUGAAAUAGUGGAUACAUUGUUUUUACGAUUAGAUUAGUGUGUUACAUCACAUUUGUUAUUAUAGGUUGCUAUGGUGAUGACCCUUGGCCGCGUCAUUGAGCGUGACGCCGUGCGGCUGCAGACGUACGUCGGGCAGCCCGCGGCAGUCCCGGUCCGGGCGUCCAUGGAGUCAGACGUGUCACAAGUGUGGUGA